CCGAGUGGGUGAAGCUAAGAACGAAGCAGCGGGAGGCGAUUAUCUCCCGCCAUGGCGAAUGCUGCCGUAGCCACUGUCGAUACCGCCGUUGGGGAAGAUGCGAUGAAUGUCGCUAUGGCUGCCAUGCCUACCGUGCUUGGUAAGUUGGGAACCACGUCGCUAUCCCCCUGGGCUGUUCAGGUGUUCAUCCCGGCUACAGCUCUGAUCGGGAUGGCGUUUGCCAUUUUUCAAUGGUACGUGGUUUCGAAGAUUCCKGUUCGAUCGGCCGCAGUUGGUGACGACUAUUAUUUGGCAGAUGAGGGUGGGCUAGAGGAUGCCAGCGUGAUUGCGAAGGUGGCGGACAUUCAGGAGGCSAUCUCYCUUGGMGCAGUGUCGUUCUUGACGACGGAGUAYUGGUACUUGACCAUCUUCAUGACACUGUUUACUGGUAUCAUYUUCGUCUUCCUUGGAUCCGUCGACGGCUUCGGGAGGGAGUGGAAACCUUGCGAUGCCAAGGUUCCCACUGGGAAGAUGUGUGCGCCAGGCACUGCCGUCGCAUUCUUCAGCGCCGUGGCYUUCGCUCUSGGGGCACUGACUUCCACCCUGUCCGGCUUCCUGGGCAUGAAGAUCGCAACUUACGCGAAUGCCAGGACGGCMCUGCAGGCGAGGAAGGGCAUCGGCGCGGCCUUCGCGGCKGCCUUCAGAUCYGGCGCKGUGAUGGGCUUUCUGCUGACGGCAAACGGCCUGUUGGUGCUGUUCCUGGCGAUUCUUGGGUUCAAAAAGUACUUCGGCGACGACUGGGUUGGACUGUACGAGUCGAUCGCGGGAUACGGGCUUGGCGGAUCGUCCGUUGCUCUGUUUGGCCGUGUGGGAGGUGGCAUUUACACGAAGGCUGCUGACGUCGGGGCUGAUCUCGUCGGCAAAGUGGAGCGCAACAUUCCCGAGGACGAUCCUAGGAACCCUGCCGUGAUUGCUGAUAACGUGGGUGACAAUGUGGGCGACAUUGCAGGCAUGGGCUCUGACUUGUUUGGGUCUUUUGCCGAAUCCACGUGCGCGGCGUUGGUCAUCUCCUCGUUGUCCUCCAUGGGCACGGACUUGGAUUUCACGGCGAUGAGCUUUCCUCUGCURAUCACGGCUUCGGGCAUCGUUGUCUGCCUCUUGACGACCCUCGUGGCCACCGACAUUCAGGUCGUUGAAAACAUCAAGGACAUUGAGCCGAGUCUGAAGAGGCAGCUUCUCAUCUCGUCGGUGCUGAUGACGCCCACGAUCUUUGCGGUGUCUUAUCUGUGCCUUCCUGCGCAGUUCAGCAUCAUCGUUGCCGGGCACGAGGACAAGGUGGUGAAGAACUGGUACAUGUUCUUCUGCGUGGCGGCCGGUUUGUGGGCGGGACUGAUCAUCGGGUACAUCACGGAGUACUUCACCAGCCAUCAGUACUCGCCAGUGCGCGACGUGGCGGAUGCGUGCAGGACGGGAGCGGCAACCAACAUCAUCUUCGGUCUGGCUCUGGGUUACAAGUCUGUGAUCAUCCCUGUGUUUGCCAUCGCCGGAGCCGUCUACCUCUCCUACAGCCUGGCGGCCAUGUACGGCAUUGCGUGCGCAGCACUUGGAAUGCUCAGCACCCUGUCCACCUGCCUCGCUAUCGACGCCUACGGGCCCAUCAGCGACAAUGCCGGUGGGAUCGCCGAGAUGGCAGAGAUGGGCCCAGCUAUCCGUGAGAAGACGGACGCGCUGGAUUCGGCUGGGAACACGACUGCUGCUAUCGGCAAGGGCUUCGCGAUCGGGUCGGCUGCGCUGGUGUCGCUCGCUCUGUUUGGCGCCUAUGUGAAUCGCGCCGGCAUCUCGGAGGUGAACGUGAUCGCGCCGAAGGAGUUCGUGGGUCUGCUCGUAGGGGCCAUGCUGCCGUACUGGUUCUCGGCGAUGACGAUGAAGAGUGUGGGCAAGGCUGCUCUGGCCAUGGUGGAGGAGGUGAGGCGGCAGUUCAACACCAUUGCGGGCCUGAUGGAGGGAACGGUGAAGCCGGACUACAAGAARUGCGUGAUGAUCUCCACGGACGCGUCGCUCAGGGAGAUGAUCGCGCCWGGCUGYUUGGUGAUGCUCACACCCAUCAUCGCAGGUUACCUGUUCGGCGUGUACACSCUAGCAGGUGUUCUUGCSGGCGCCCUGGUUUCCGGAGUGCAGAUGGCCAUCUCCGCCUCCAACACCGGCGGAGCGUGGGACAACGCMAAGAAGUUCAUCGAGGCAGGCAACACGGMGCAAGCUCGCGCKCUCGGGCCGAAGGGCUCCKCRUGCCACAUGGCAGCCGUCAUCGGAGACACCGUGGGCGAUCCCCUCAAGGACACGUCGGGCCCAUCUCUCAACAUCCUCAUCAAGCUCAUGGCAGUCGAGUCUCUUGUCUUCGCACCAUUCUUUAAGGAGCAUGGUGGCGUCCUUUUCGGUGGCAACAGUUAGAGCGGGGUGAAUCACCCUGGAAAUUUUGCCGUGUAGGAGCGUUUGUUUCCUUUUUAGCUAGGGCACGGAAUUGGCCAGGCAAUCGAAAGUUCCUCCUUGUCUCUCCCCCCCCCCCCCCCCCAAAAAAAAAAAAAAAAAAAAAUCGCUAGCGAUAUGACGAAGCUUGGAAGUAGUUGGUCUUACGUUCGCAACAAGGGCGCCCCAAGAUCGUCGGCGCGGGGAAAGGCGCGGUUUAUAUCUUCCUUUAUCGAAAGGAUAUGAGAUCAAGAUCGUCGGCGAGGUGCAAGGCGCUGUUUAUAUCUUCCUUUAUUGAGAGGAUAUGAGUUCAGACGGGAGGAAGUCUGUUAGCUAACGACUAGUUUCUGGCUGUUCAUUCGGUGAUUCCCUCUUGCGAGUUGUAGGUCUCUCCCUUCCGGAAUACCGUUGCUGUUGAAAUUUCGCUGUGCUCUCGUUGUUUUUCCUUAAUUGGUUGCUUGACGUAAGAGGAAGCGUAGCUGCCCUCGUUGUUUUUGCUUAAUUUGUUGUUUGACGUAAGAGGAAGAGGAAGAGUUGUCCUUACGGGAGGGUUGCAUGGCGGAAAGUACGUGUAAACAUAUAUAUAUAUAUAUCGUCACAAACAGAACUGCCCGGUAAACCGUUGGCAGAGAGAGAGAAGAGGACAACAAACGAGGGGCUGUGAC
Messenger RNA from Chara braunii, 3107 nucleotides. NCBI's taxonomy places the organism in Eukaryota, Viridiplantae, Streptophyta, Charophyceae, Charales, Characeae. The record is from the annotation of a GenBank genome assembly.